Messenger RNA from Verruconis gallopava, 1756 nucleotides. RefSeq lists its product as uncharacterized. The transcript is spliced from 2 exons. The coding region runs from base 329 to 1543 and encodes 404 amino acids. Lineage: Eukaryota; Fungi; Ascomycota; Dothideomycetes; Venturiales; Sympoventuriaceae. The record is from RefSeq and is a predicted model, not a curated record.
AGAAGUCGCAUAUUAUCUAUCGAUCACGUCGUAUUCUCUUCCACACGAUUUUUUGUUCGUGAUUAUUACUUUGGAUCGCAUGAGCUGUUUGGCAUGUUGGUAAGAUAACAUGGUUGUCAUGUGAUCUUUCCGCAUGUUAGGCAGACCCCACCAUGGCACCCGCCGCGCUCUCGAAGAUCGUGCUGGAGAAUAUAGUCUGUACUUACGAAUACUGCAACUUCUGACAACUUCUCUCACGAUGGGGCUUGUUCGAUGCCUGUGAAGUUCCGCUGGCAAAACAUGUGCCAAGAUUCCAUCAUAACCUUUCGAGACGGUGCUCAUUGCUCAGAUGGAGCCAAAACUGAGCUUUACGAUACCAUCAAUUCACGAUGAUACUGUUCUUGAUUGUCGCUUGUACUAUUCCACUUCAAGCAACAUCGGAUCGGGCUUAUAUCGCGCUCGGGGCGCCGUAAUAGCCCAUCCUUACGCUCCUCUCGGAGGCUGUUAUGAUGAUCCUGUGGUCGGCCUGGUCGUAUCUGAAAUUUCCAAGCUGUCUUUUGGCUUCAUUUGCACGUUCAACUUUCGAGGUGCCUAUGGCUCGGCUGGACACACGUCCUGGACAGGGAAGGCAGAACGAGCUGACUACGAAUCGGUAGUUGGUUUCAUGAUCGAGUAUUUGCGCAGAUGUGAUGUCGAGACUACUGCAGACAAUGAAGUCUUCGACAUCCAAUCUAGUUUGCCGAUACAGCUCGUGCUUGGUGGGUACAGCUACGGCUCUUGGAUUUGCACUCAUCUUCCGACCCCGGCAGAUGUGCUGAAGGCAUUCGAUGCUGCGACGGAAGGAAGCGCGUAUACUGAAAUCAAAUCCAGAGCUCAUCAUCUAGCUAUGCAGACAAUUUUGGAAAUACGAUCCACACAGCGCGAUUCUAAUGCUCAUCAUGGCCAUACACUGUCUGUGGGUGGGGAAGAAACAUCGCCAGAAAAGAGACGACGGAGCGGCGAAAAUUCCCCCAGUCGAUUUAGUUCGGAUGUUCGCAAGAGCCUCGACUUCGCGCGGAAGCUUGGGUCCUUGAGAAAGAAGCAGGAUGAGUCUUCUAGCCUAAUCGCCGGAACCCAAGCGGAGGCAGCCGAUCACACAACUGUAGAGCUAAUAAAGUCACCUGUACCCGAGCUGAAGGUUGCAUACUUAUUGGUAUCGCCAUUGCUGCCUCCCAUCUCGGCAUUUGUUACGUUGCCGUUCAGCUCCAAUGCUCUGCGAGCACACAGCGAAGUCGAUUUACAGAAGUUUAGUUCGAACCCAACGUUAGCAGUGUUUGGCCCCGAUGACAUGUUUACAUCCGGAAAAAAGCUCAGAGCUUGGGCAAAAGAAAUCGGAGGAAAACCAGCGUCGCAGUUUCAUUUCGUUGAAGUUGAAGGAGCAGGCCAUUUUUGGCGGAGCCACUCCGCGCAGAGGGUACUUAGAACUGCAAUCAGGCAGUGGUUCGAAAGCUUGUCCAACGGUACGACUAGUUGCGUAGUUACCAAGCCCACAGCAGAUGAAUCAUGCAAUCCUGGAGAUGGGUGAAUGGCCAUGCUCACCACCGGGUGUGUGAAGGCGCAAUUCUACAUUACACUCGACUAACUUUCAUUCGUCCUUCCAUCCUCCUAAAUUGAACUUUUUGUAAGACAAGAUGGAGCGCUACGUCGGACUGUCGCGAGGAAACAAAAUUUAAUAACAUGCGAGUGAGCGAAGAAAUAGUGCCGAUGCGUCAUUCGCACAAAAUAAUAUGCUGUGCUC